AUGAAAACAAGCAGCCUGUUUGUUCUAGAUCUCAUUGUUUGGUUUUUGCUUCUUCGAAGCAUAUUAUGUUACACAACUUUUAACAAAAUCUUAUUGCCUUCGGGUGUCACCGGUCCUGAAUCUGCUGUUUUUGAUCGUGGAGGUGGAGGUCCAUAUGUAGCAGUCUCAGACGGUAGGAUCCUCAUAUGGCUAGGUCCCACCGUUGGGUUCGUUGAUUUUGCCUACACUUCACCUAACAGGACCAAGCAACUAUGUGAUGGUACAAAUGAUCUGCAGUUAGGACCAACAUGUGGGAGACCAUUGGCUCUUAGCUUCAACUAUAGAACCGGUGAUCUCUAUAUCACCGAUGCUUUCUAUGGUCUCCUUGUCGUAGGAUUCAAUGGUGGGCUUGCAACUCAACUUUCGGGUGGUCACAAGUACCUUUCUGGAAUUGACGUUGAAUCAUAUACCGGAUUUGUAUAUAUGACCGAUGCCAGUUUUACACCCGAUUCAACUGGAAGGCUGUUGAAAUAUGAUCCAUAUAAUCAUAACGUAACUAUUUUAGUAAGCAGUCUGUCAGGUGUAGGAGGACCAGCUGUUGGUAGUGCCCGAAACUAUGUUUUGUUUCCAGACAACGUGAAUAAGAAUAUCCAACGGUAUUGGUUGCAGGGACCAAAAAUAGGCACAAGUGAAGUAUUCCUGACUGACUGUGGGAGCCCGAAAAAUAUUAAAAGGGCUACAAAUAAUGAAGAGUUUUGGGUGGCACUAGAGAAACAGAUCCAACAGCCCACACCGGGGUACAGUCAACCACAAGGUCUAAGGGUUAACGGAUCUGCAGCAGUGCUGCAAACUGAGCCCCUUACUGAGUUCUUAAACAUGAAUAUUGCUGUUGUUCAGGAGAUCAAUAAUGCUAUAUAUGUGGGUUCGAGUCACACUAAUUUUAUUGGCGUUUACACGAACUAA
Messenger RNA from Erigeron canadensis, 942 nucleotides. Its product is annotated as protein STRICTOSIDINE SYNTHASE-LIKE 12-like. Gene Ontology annotation, biological process: biosynthetic process. Gene Ontology annotation, molecular function: strictosidine synthase activity. The record is from RefSeq and is a predicted model, not a curated record. Lineage: Eukaryota; Viridiplantae; Streptophyta; Magnoliopsida; Asterales; Asteraceae. The coding region runs from base 1 to 942 and encodes 313 amino acids. The transcript has 3 exons.